UAUUGUUGAUAUUCUAUGUUGAACCAGAUUUAUGUCUUUUUCCCGACUGAUGUAAAGGUUGGUAUGAAACACGUAAAGAAAUAUGUUGAGUUGAUGAAGGCAGAUAAUGUUCUGCGAGCAAUAUUAGUAGUUCAGCAAAAUUUGACUCCAUUUGCAAGAUCAUACGUUGCAGAACUUACUCCAAUAAUUCAUUUGGAGGUUUUUCAGGAGGCUGAGCUGCUGGUAAACAUUAAAGACCACGUUCUUGUGCCAGAGCACCAGGUGCUUACAAGUGAGGAAAAGAAAACUUUGUUGGAGCGUUAUACUUUGAAAGAAACUCAGCUCCCAAGAAUUCAAGUCAUAGAUCCAAUUGCAAGAUAUUACGGCCUCAAACGGAGUCAAGUUGUGAAGAUCAUCAGACCCAGUGAAACUGCAGGAAGAUAUGUCACUUAUCGAUAUGUUGUAUGACUUCUGAUUUUUUUUUUAAUCUCAAUUAAAUCAUAUUCGGAUAGAUUUUUAUAUAUCUUAACAUUACAGAACCCUCGGGACCUAUCAUCUGACCUUGUAUUGUAAGUAUGCUUGAAUUAUGUUUAUAUUGAAGAUUUCGAACUAUUUCAAGUUUUCUUUUAA
This is a messenger RNA of Dendrobium catenatum, 609 nucleotides long. RefSeq names its product DNA-directed RNA polymerases II and IV subunit 5A. Gene Ontology annotation, molecular function: DNA binding; DNA-directed RNA polymerase activity. Bases 16 to 447 code for a protein of 143 amino acids. The record is from RefSeq and is a predicted model, not a curated record. NCBI's taxonomy places the organism in Eukaryota, Viridiplantae, Streptophyta, Magnoliopsida, Asparagales, Orchidaceae. The transcript has 3 exons. Gene Ontology annotation, cellular component: RNA polymerase II, core complex; RNA polymerase I complex; RNA polymerase III complex. Gene Ontology annotation, biological process: DNA-templated transcription.